GCCAGUGCCAUCAUCGAAGCGGAGGAGAGUGGAGGAGCCAAUCGAGGCGGCGCCUCCCGAGAAGACGGCUCUGGUGGACAAAGUCAAGACGCUGCAGCGGACCAGCCCCGAGCUGAAAGAGGCCUGGUGGAUGUUCUGCGACACGCAAUCCGCGGGCAUGAAGGACCCCGGGCGCCACUCCGUGGAGAGCCUCGAGCAGUUCCUGGCGACCCACGGGCAGUAG
Effrenium voratum is the source of this 223-nucleotide messenger RNA. The record is from the annotation of a GenBank genome assembly. NCBI's taxonomy places the organism in Eukaryota, Dinophyceae, Suessiales, Symbiodiniaceae.